AUGCCGACUUCGUGGCUGGUUUUAGUCGGCAUCGUUACCCUGCUACUGACUGUCGUUCUCACCCGGAAGAAGAACGGCGCGCUGCCCCCAGGACCAAAACCUUUCCCGAUAGUCGGAAACGUCCUCGAUCUCACCGCACGAGAGCUGUGGUUGCGGGCCACCCAGUGGGCAAAGUCUUACGGCAAUGUCGUAUAUUUACAUGUCUUCGGCCAAGGCCUCCUCUUCUUGAAUACAUAUGAGGCUGCUAUCGACCUGCUCGAGAAGAAGGGGUCCAUAUAUUCGGACAAGCCCGCCCUAGUGAUGGCUGGCGAGCUGUGCGGAUGCGACAACAUGGUUGCCUUCACUCGCUACGGGGAGAAGUCUCGCAGGCAGCGUCGGCUCAUGCAGAAGGCCCUCGGCCCCGGCGCGAUUCCCGCAUACCACCCCUUGCUCGAGAUCGAGACCCAGGCACUACUCAGGCGCCUACUCGACGACUCCGGCAACUACGAGAGCCAUAUCCGCAGAUACGCAGGAAGCUUGACGCUGCUGGUCGUCUACGGCUACCGCGUGACGGCGAACGAUGACCCGUUCCUGAACCUAGCUGAAGAAUGCGUGGACAUCCUGUCAAACCACAUUGCCUCCGGUGGCGGGAUCUGGCCUGUGGAUAUUUUCCCCUUCUUGAAGCACCUGCCGUUAUGGUUCCCGGGGGCGGGUUUCAGGCGGAAGGCCAUCCAAUGGAAGGCCAAGAUGGAGGAGUUCACGAACAAGCCGUUUGAGCUGGUGAAAGCUCGCAUGGAGGACGGAACGGCUGUGCCGUCGUUCUGCUCAACACUCUUGGAUCAGAUGGGGGAUAAGGAAGGAGUGACGAGCGCACAAGAGGACUUCGAUGUUCGGUGGACAGCCAAUUCUAUGUAUUCAGCGAGCAUUGAUACUACGAUGACCGUGAUUCGUCAUUUCCUGCUCCUCAUGCAGCUGCAUCCGGAAGUCGCUUUCAAGGCGAGGAAGGAGAUUGACUCCGUUGUCGGCACAGGCCGUCUACCCACCCUGAGCGACCGGCCGUCACUCCCCUACGUCAACGCCGUCAUGAGCGAGUGCCUUCGCUGGGGCGCCCCCGUGCCUCUUGGACUGCCACAUCGCCUCAUGGAAGACGACGUGUACAACGGCAUGGUGAUCCCCUGCGGGACCCUCGUGUUCGCGAACGUCUGGAACAUGACCCGGAACCCAGACGUGUUCCCAGAUCCCGAGUCCUUCAACCCCGAGCGCUAUAUGGAGGAAAUGGACGCCGCGACUGCGACCGCGCGCGACCCGCGCAACUUCGUCUUCGGCUUCGGCAGGAGGCGGUGUCCGGGCUCACACCUUAUCGACUCCUCUUUCUGGAUCGUCCUCGCGUCCAUGCUCGCCACCUUCGACAUCGCCAAGGAAGCAGACCCCUCCACCGGGCAACCGCUCGAGCCGGUUAUCGUCUUCGAGAACGCCGUCUUCAGAGCGCCCGAACCAUUCCCGUGCUCGAUCAAGCCGCGGUCGAGCGAGGCGGCGCGGCUUAUCGUCAACUCGGAGUCGCUGAACGCAUAA
Molecule: messenger RNA, 1551 nt
Organism: Trametes versicolor FP-101664 SS1
Lineage: Eukaryota; Fungi; Basidiomycota; Agaricomycetes; Polyporales; Polyporaceae
Product: cytochrome P450
Exons: 13
Coding region: 1-1551 (516 amino acids)
Molecular function (GO): monooxygenase activity; iron ion binding; oxidoreductase activity, acting on paired donors, with incorporation or reduction of molecular oxygen
Source: RefSeq, a predicted model, not a curated record